UUCGACGCAAAAUUUUGAUUGCUAACCAAAAGAAAACCUUAUCCUCUUUCCCUGCUCUCAUCCAUGGCGUCCGUCCCUGCUUCGCGCAGUGAGGGCAAAAUGUAAGAGACGAGCCGACUGUGUUUCAGUUUCAGUGACAAACCCUAAUGGCCGCCAUUUCCGGAUCUCUCAACCUUCCUCUUGCGCCGUCAAACCUUUCAUCACCCCGCAUUAAGAGAAAUUGUAAAAUCUCGAUCCAUUUGAAAAGCUACGAAAGGAACUGUUUCCCAAAAUUGAUACCAAGCAUUAACCAAAGACGAAUUCACACGAACCAAUCCACGACUUUAAAUGCAACAUUGAGACGUCAGAAGGGAUUCGGACCAGCUCCAAGGAGGAAGAAGAUGAAGAAAACAAAAAGAGAAGGAAGUGAAGACGAGCAUGGGGAUGAAGAUGAAGACGAAGAAGAAGAGGAAGGUGGUGUAAUACCAGAAGUAGUGACGAACAGGAUGAUAAGUAGAAUGGGAUUUUCAGUGGGGAUUCCAUUGUUGAUAGGGCUUUUGUUCUUCCCAUUCUUCUAUUACCUCAAAGUUGUGCUGAAAAUUGAUGUGCCCUCAUGGGUGCCAGUUAUAGUCUCAUUCUUCUUCUUUGGCUCAGCUUUGUUGGGAGUUAGCUAUGGGAUUGUGUCCUCUAGUUGGGAUCCUAUGAGGGAAGGCUCUCUAUUGGGUUGGAACGAAGCUCAGAAGAAUUGGCCUGUCUUUUGGCAGUCCCUUUGGGGUGGAUCUAAUAAGAAAUAGAUGAAUUUGCUUUCUUUUUUAUAAAUAUUAUGGUUUUCAAGUUAUAUGAGUUAUAUGAGAAGCCAAAGCGAGUAUAACUAAUCUCACAUAUUCAUACGGUAAGAGAUUUGUAGUUUGAAUCUUCUCAUCCUUGUACUAAAAAUAGUUUAUGAGAAGUAAGGUUGCUUGUAAACAGAUGAAGAGAUAGGUGUUUUAGAUUUUUUUUA
Messenger RNA from Benincasa hispida (wax gourd), 979 nucleotides. It is a transcript of the gene PAM68, whose product is annotated as PAM68-like protein (DUF3464). NCBI's taxonomy places the organism in Eukaryota, Viridiplantae, Streptophyta, Magnoliopsida, Cucurbitales, Cucurbitaceae. The record is from RefSeq and is a predicted model, not a curated record.